GUUGGCCACCAUGUUGUUUGUUUGUAUUUGGUAAUCCAGGAGGUCAUGGUGGAGCCAAAGCACAGCGGUACAGUUCGCGCUGUCCAGCCUUAAAUAUGUGGAAAAAUGGACUUAUUGGACAACAAAACUUUUAAAUUGACACAGUUAUGCCGCCUUUGUCUCGCCGAAGAUGGAUUAAUGGUGCAAUUAUUUGGUGAAGAGAGCUGCGGACGAAAGAAACCCCUACCUGAAAGGAUCCUGUGUUGUACCACAGUGGAGGUUAAGGAAGGAGAUGGCUUACCUGUAGUUGUCUGUCAUCGCUGCCUCUAUUACAUUGAUACAUUUGUUGACUUUCGUUUAAAAUGUCAACGUGUUGAUGCUGCUCUGCACAUCUUUUGCAAUGAAAUUAAGGCCAAGGAAAACAGAGAAAAAUCUGAUUCUGAAGAGAGCCAUCCUAUAGAUAAUAUUGAGCCAGCACCCCAGAAAGAGUUCUUGAAAUCAGAUUUGACUUUUACUGCAUCUGAAGAUGAAGCCUUAGAGGAAUCAAAAGGUUCUGACUUUGUAGUAAAGGUGAAUGGAAACAGUGAAUGUGUACCAGAUUCUGAUUCUCUUCCACUUGAAAGUGACAUGAGUUCAAAAGACUCAAGAAUGGGGCCUUCAAAUAAGCCAUAUCACUGUCCACAUUGCAAUAAACCUUUUACUUAUAAGGCAAGAUUAGCAGCCCACAUAAAAACCCAUGGGGAAAAUCAAGUUUACCAGGCUGACAAUAUGCUGCAAAUGCCACAGCAACCUUUGCCUCAACCACCUCAAGCUUCUCAGCACAACCUGCAUCAUUCAGUUCAACAGCAAUCAAUGCAAUCCCAGUCAAUGCAGGCACAGGGUAUUCAGUCACCCCAACUUCAACAUCAACUUUCACCAAGUGCAAACCCGUACUCUUCUCAGCAGCAUACCAUGUCUUAUGGUAUGACGCAAUCACCAUUGUCUCAGCAUAUGCAGCAACAAACAUCAGUUCCUCAACAGUAUAUGUCACAACAGUCAAUGUCUCAUGGAUCACCCCGUGUAUCAGGACAACCAAUGUCACCUUUGCAUUCAAUGUCGCCUCAACAUCAUCCUAUGCAGCAGUCGUAUCAUAUGCAGCAACAAGCAUCCGUUCAUCAAACUUCCUUGCAGCAACAAGUUCCAAUCCAUCAGCCUGCAAUGCAGCAGCAAAUAUCUCUUCAGCAACAAAUGAGCAUGCAACAGCAGCAGUCGUCAAUGCAGCAGCAACAGCAGCAAUCGUCUAUGCAACAGCAGCAAUCAUCUAUGCAACAGCAGCAGACGUCUAUGCAACAGCAGCAGAUGUCUAUGCAACAGCAGCCAACAUCCAUGCAACAACAACAGUCAUCUAUGCAACAGCAGCAACCAUCCAUGCCACAGCAGCAAACAUCUAUGCCACAGCCACAGCCAUCUUUGCAACAGCAACAGUCUAUUCAACAACAGUCGAUGCAACAGCAACAAUCCAUGCAACAGCAACAAUCCAUGCAACAGCAGCAAUCUAUGCAACAGCAACAGCCUAUGCAACAAUUAGGAAUGCAGCAGCAUGGACCAAUGCAACAUCAAGGGCCAAUGCAGCAUUCCCAAGGGAUUCAUUCACAACCUAUGCAUCAACAGUCUCAGCAGCAAUCAAUACCACAACAACAGAUUAUGCAGCAGCAGAGUAUUCAGCAGCAGCAGCAGCAGCAGCAGUCUGUGGGUCAGUCAUACGAUGGAAGAAUGUAUGAUAUGAACUAUAUGCCAGAAACCCCGGGCACUCCUCCAAGUAGUGGCAGUGAGAGCUCUUAUAAUUGCUCCUCUUGUUCUGCUUCAUUUAUGACUCCUUGGAUGCUUGCUGACCAUGUACGAAGCAGAUGCUGUGAUCCGAAUGUGUCUUACAACUGUGAAAAGUGUUACUCACAAUUUGGAUCCUUUAAUGACUUGGAACAACACAAGCUUUCAAGAUCUUGUGAAAAUCAAGUCCCAAGCUACUAUGAUGCUUACACACCACCUCCAAGUCAUUAUGGAAUGUAUGCUCAUCAACAUCAGCAAGACUUUUCGAGUGGCGGUGACAUGAUUGAUUCAAGAAACACUCCUUCACCAUGGAACGUGAUGGCAACUCGAAGUCCUGGAGCUGUAGGCAAUGGCAGUAGUUCACGGUCUCGAAUGCAGCGCCAAGAUAGUUACUCAACAAGAUCUCCGCAGCUUGGAACUAUGGAGGAAUUGGAGAAGUUUGCUAUGAGCAAUACUGUGGUAACAUCACCUUUAGAGCCUCUGGCAUCACCAGGCUUGACAGAGCCUCUCACUUCCGCACCGUCACCUUUAGACCCAGAAAACAGUGUGCAAAGUGUGCAAAGUGUUCAGAGUACUCAGAGUACUCAAAGUAGUGGAAGUGGUAGCUGUGGCCCUCGUUCAAAUUUAAAUUUUAACACAAACUCUAGUGUUAGGUUUGGUGGACCCAACUUUUGUGGUGGAAACAUAAGUUCAAACUAUGGUGCAUCAAACACCAACUCUUCUUUCAUGGGUGGUGGUGGCCAAAGUUUUGGCAACAUAAAUCAGAACUUUGGGAGUUCUUCCCCCAACCAAGGUUUUGGAAGUAACAUUAUGAUGCAAACUUCUCCCUUUGGUAGUAAUGGAAAUUGUUCCAUUGAUCAAAAUCUUAAUUCAAAUGUUGCUGUUAACUCUCAAAGUAUGAAUUUUGUUGAGGAAUCUAAUCUCAGUUUUGGUAAUAGUAUAAGUUCUACCUAUAGUAAGAAAUCUAGUAGUGGCUGCUCCUCACCUCAAGACUCAAGACAAGAAGUAAAUGCCAACACAAAAUUUUGUGAUGACAUGAAUCCUCUUGUACAGGAUCAGAAACGAAGCCCACUGGCUGAUAGAAUUGGAAGCCCCCUUAUUGAUGGUGAGAUCAAAUCAAGAACAAAAGUUAAUGAAUCGUUAAAUAUAAAUAUUAGUGAUUCAAUGACUGGAUCAUGUGCUGAAAUGCUUCUGACCACCUCACCUGGUUCCAGUAAGGGCUGUAUGGGAGGCGGGGAUAAUCCAUAUUCUUGCCAGGUGUGUAAAGCUAGUUUUGCAUCCAGGACUUUAUUCUCAAACCAUAUGAAGACUCAUGCGCCGGAUCGCUCUGUCAAAUGUAAUCUAUGUAACAACUCAUUUCCUACCACAGCGGCCUUGCGGUCUCAUGUUGACAGUGUUCAUUCUGAAAGUGGCAGUGAGAAGUCUCUGCACAUUGUGCUUGAUGACUCUCAGAGUCCAGGGAAGAUGAAUGAGAAUGGUAACAGUGAUGAUAGUGAUGAUGAACCUUUAAGCAAACUUGUUGUGAAACCAACUCCUCCACCUGCCAAGCGGCGUGGGCGAAAACCUAAAAGUGAGACGGAAAAUGGUGAAAAGCCUUAUGGAUGUGUUUACUGUGGGAAGGGCUUUGUUACUGCUGUCCGUUUAGCUAUACACACUAAACUGCAUACUGCAGAAAAGCCCUUUAAAUGUGAUCAGUGUGACAAGGCAUUCAGAUCACGUGCUCACCUGCAACGUCAUGUCAAAACACAUGCUGGUGACAAACCAUUUAAAUGUGUAACUUGCAACAAGUCUUUUACUGUAUCCAUGAAUCUCAAGAUACACAUGCGCACUCACACUGGUGAAAGACCAUACCAGUGUAAUCUAUGCAAAAUGGCUUUCAUUGGUUACUCUCACUUGUACAAUCAUCUUAAAACUCAUUCGGAUACUCAAGGGCCUUUCACUUACACAUACUUUAACAAGGUUUACACAACUACAGGAAAUUUUACACUGACUAAGAGAGAGAAAACAGCAAGAGGCCGCAAUAGAGAUAAGGAUGUUGAAAAUGAUCCGUCAAAGGAGGAUGAUGAGAUUGAACAAGUAAAGGAAGUUGUGAGAACCAUUAAUAAGAGCACCACUGGGAAGAAAAGGGGCCGUAAAGCUCACUUUUAUGAACCUGAAGAAGAUGAAGAAGAAGUCCUAGAGGAUGAUGAUGAAGAGGAAGGUAUUGAAAAUUCAGAUGUAACAUUAGAUUUUAAGUAAAAGCCCCUUUUGUACAGUAAGUUAAAAGUUCCAGAUUCUUCCGGUCAGUGAAGGCUAUGUUGUCACUUUAAUUCUAUCCAGAGUGAUUCCUAUACCUGUAAAAAUAUGGGAAUAAUUGUUUUGACUGAUUAGCAAACUAUCAUAUUAAAUUUCUCUUUGGUCUUCUUGUCUUUAUAGAGAAAUCAGCCAUCUUGCCUUACAAGACUAGUGUGGAAUAGCUAUGCUUUUAACAACUUCCUCAUCUCAGUCUUAUGCAGCUACAUGGAUAAGUUAUAGUACCUGGAGGUACUAAUCUUACUUUUCUUCUCUUAUUGCUCAAAGUGUUUGUAAUUUAAAGACAUUAAUUUGUCUUAUGGUAUUGUGACAAUGUCUCAGUGUUCUUACUCUAACAAUUGUUUUUUCUAAGAACAUACCUUACUUUCAUAAAAUUUGAAAAUCCUUCCUACGGUAAAUGUACUAACAAACGUUUCAUUGAAAAGUAUGUUGUGUUGAGUGCAAACUAAUGCUAUAAAAAUGUCUAGGCUGUGAUUCAAUGGUUGGAAAAAUGGCCCUCAGUUUUAAAUAUCGCCUGACUAAUUUUUCUGUUCCUUUAUGUCUGUUUGAUUACUUAACAUGAGACUGCUUCCCCUUCUUGUUGACUUCCUCUGCAUUGUGUACUUUAUUAAACUAAGUGUAAUAUUCUCUUGGAGUGCUUUGCUUCAUACAUUUUUAUAAGUCUCUGCAAAUCUGUGACCACCCGUUAAAACAAAAUGCCCUCGUUUUUUGUUGUAAUUUUUUCUAAUUUGUGAGUCAAGUGAUUUCUUUUAAUUGACUUCUAUUUGCUCAGAGUAUCUGUUUGCUCAAAUUUGUUCUUAACUCCAUCAUCUUGAAAGUGAAAAUCCUGCUCAGCGUUUCUUUACCACCUAUGAUGAUUUUUUUAACCAGUCUUCCAGGGAAUCUUCAUGAAAUCAUGGACUGCUGUUGUAUUUGGUCAGUGUAUUGUUGUUUGUUUUUAACUAACACUCUAACACUGACUACCGUGUUUAAAGCUUUGAGUGAAGAUUAUUGAAAGAAGCAAUCAGAUGCCGUUCUUUACUUGUUCAACAUACAUUAUGGAAGGAAUAAUUGUUCCUGUAACAUAUUAUAUCUAUUAUUUUGUUGGUACUCUCUUUUUCUCUGAGUGUUUCAAUUUUUUCUUCUUUUUGUUUUUACACUAACCAAUGUACUGAGUGGUGGUUGUUUUUACUUUUGUUCUAUUCAUUGUUUUCUUUUUUUGCAGUGAUAAGUAAAAGCCGCUUAACAACAUCCUAGUUAUAAGUGCCAUUUGCUCUCUGGUAUCUCGGUUUAUCCGAUAACUUUUUCAAUCUCAUGCAUUAUCUGAAGUUGUUUCAAACAAUCAUGCCAUGUUUAAGAAAUUGCUCUUAAUUUUAAAAUAGAUACUUGCAAAAGACUGUGAAAUGUUCGAUGACAUCUAUUAGCUUGAAGGCAGUUCUGAUAUCAGAAAAUAUUUCAAAGUUGUUGUACUCCAACCACAGAGGUGAAUGAGUGCAGUGCAAUUUUAAAUAAUUUUGAUGCAAACAGGGGAUUUUGAAUUUUGAAUGGGCUAUUGUAGGAAUACGUAUGUUACAUUUAGUAUACUUUCUCUCUGUUUGAAAGGUUGUGAUGUUAUCUACUUAAUUUUUUUUAAUCUCUAUUAUUUUUGAAGGAAUUGUGUGCUAUGUAUGAAAUUCUGACCUUACAAGAAAAGAUAAGUGAAUUGUAUCAACUGAGAUGACUUUCUAUUCCUUUUCAAAGGAAGACCUCAGUUGCAUAGCAGCAAUUAUCAUCAUCUUUUUUCUCUUGGUUAGCCAUUGAUCAAAACUCUGUGCCAGUGAUUUAGUGAUUUUCCCCCCUUGUAUGUACUGUUGAAUGUUUCGUAAUUUUUGUGUCAUAAAAAGCAAUAAGCUUGUUCCGUUUAUUGCAAAUUUAAUUCUAUGAUCUAUUGUACUAAUGAAAUACUCAGAUUAAUUAUUUUUUUUUGUUUCUGGUGAAAAACACUUGAAAAGGCUCAUGUAGCCAUUUGUGUCAUGUGUAAAUCAGACACAUUUUUUUUUCAUGUUAAGACUGUGAUGUCAUUUUUCAUUCAGCACAAUUGAAGAUGAAGUCUUUUGACAUUUUUGUCAUUUUUUAUUUAUUUAUUUUUGGUUUUCUGUGUUUAUUACCUGCUUUUAUUAUUUAACUUACAAUUUAUCAUUUUAAAUUUGUGUUAUGUGUGUUCAGAUACCUUGAACUGUUCUAAGACAAGUUUUCGUAAAUUUUCAGUAGUUGUAUAAGUUGCAAAUUAGUACUGUAUCUCUCUUUCUUUUUUGUUACCCUGUUCUAUGAGCUUAUUUUAACAGACAUCUUAAACUGACAAUUAAGUAGAUUAAGAUACUUUGAUCAAAACUAAUCAAAUUUCUCUCCGCACUUUUAAAGCUUUAAAAGGAAACCUGGUUUACCAAAUCUAUUGUGUUUCUCCUCAUUUUCAUUUUAGCUAUCAAUCAUUUUAUAUUUUUGUUUUAUUUCACGCUCCUCUGUGUUAUAAAAUGCUAGUUAUUUAAGCAUGGUUGUGACGUUUUGUAAAUCUCUUGCCCAUUAAGUUUCAAUGUGAAGAGGAUUUGCAUUCAAGAAGAGAAACAGAGUUACUGUACUUCAUAUCAUGAUUUGCCAUCAACACAUUAUCAAUGAAAAUGAGUGUUCCCUCGGAAGGUAUGUACUUUUCCUUCUAAAGGACUUAAUGCAGUUUUUAGUUAGACUGGACGGGGGCUGUCCUUAGGCCUACUCGUAAAUAUUGAAAAGUUUGAGCCAAUGCCUGUUUAGCAUAUGAUGGUUUCUAUGGUUGUGGGAUACCAGGUUUGUAAAAGGAUACUUACCUGCCAUACAUUUUGUAUAUAGACAGACUUAAAAAGACAGCUGUAGUACAAAUUGUGUAUAUACAUUUUCUAUUCAUUGUAAGUGUUGUUUUUGUGUAUAUGACCAACUGGUGCUCAUAAUUGAUAGCUUUGUCUUCUUUUUAUCAUGAGAUUUUAUUGAUCUGCUAAGGUUUUAAGGAGAUGUAUGCAUUAGCUGGAUGAAGUCUAGCAAUCUUUGGUUCAGCCAUCCCUCACAUGUCAUUCCAGGUUGUGCUAUGUGUUUAAUUAAGAUAGAUUUUCUUGCUAUGUCUCAAUGUUAGCCCUCAACAUCAUGUCACUAAUGUUCCGUACUUGAAGUUAUGGAAUGAAUUCCUAGUCAUGCUACAAUAUGCAUACCUGUUGGUUGAUUCUUGUCCUGUGUUUUUGUUCCAUCUGUUGAGAGUUUGAGUUUAGCCUUUUGCCUUUGUAAUACUCAAGGUAUGACAUAGCAAGUUUAUCUCUCAAGUUGUGUUAAAUUGCUCACAGCUCUGAUUUGUCAGCAGAAUUUGUAUUUUAGUUCUUUUUUAAAUGUACAAAGUAUCCAUAAAAUGUUAAAAUUAAGAAAGUUUUUCACAUUUUGUAAGCGUUAAAAGUCAAAAGUGUGAGAAGUUCUUCUCAAUGUUUCUUGCCUCAAACACAUGGUUGGUGGGUUAACCUUGUAUUACUUUAAAGUGGUAAGGUUUGUUAUGUCUCAUUCAGUGUUUCAAUAUCAAUUGAACAAUUUUUUUUUUGUUUUUUUUUAAAUUUUGUUAUAUUUUCUGUACCUUUACAUCACCAAGAAAUAUAUUUGUUACUAGGCAUAAUGUUUAUUACCACAUUUUCCCCCUUAUCUUUUGCCAGACUUCCUUCUGUGCUGGCUCUGUGUUCAACUUCAUCCCUCCUUAAUUUUGUUAUGCUAUUUGUAUUGCAUUUUUAUGCUGUCAAUUAUUUACGGAAAUACCUAAAUACUGAUGUCAGUGGCAAAUAAAUGUUUCUAUAAGGA
This is a messenger RNA of Frankliniella occidentalis (western flower thrips), 7893 nucleotides long. RefSeq names its product putative mediator of RNA polymerase II transcription subunit 26. Bases 106 to 4023 code for a protein of 1305 amino acids. The transcript is spliced from 4 exons. Gene Ontology annotation, biological process: regulation of transcription by RNA polymerase II. NCBI's taxonomy places the organism in Eukaryota, Metazoa, Arthropoda, Insecta, Thysanoptera, Thripidae. The record is from RefSeq and is a predicted model, not a curated record. Gene Ontology annotation, cellular component: nucleus. Gene Ontology annotation, molecular function: DNA-binding transcription activator activity, RNA polymerase II-specific; RNA polymerase II cis-regulatory region sequence-specific DNA binding; zinc ion binding.